AUCCUGUGAUGUGUUUAAUGGAGCUGACUGGUGCAUCAAAACCAAUCACAACUUGAAUAGUAAAAGCAUCUUUUCUGCAACAACAUGGACGGAAAUCAAAAUAACUACUGGGGGCACCAAGAACUGCACAGGUAAACAAAUGCUUCUUAAAUAUAUAAAAAAAAAAAAAAAAAAAACUGGUAUAUUUACGGCAAAUAGCACAAUGUGUUUUAUUUGGAAAAAGCCAAGAAAAAAUCUUAAUAAAAGCAUCAGAUGAAAGCUCCCUUACACAGAUAAAUACAACAUGCGGUACAAAGAAAAUAAACAGUAUGAGUGAAAGCGAUGUAACAUGUCUGGUAAAUCAGGGUAAAAGUGUUUAAAGAUUUCUUUUAACCUCUAAUACGGAGAGUGGAACAUAUUUUCUGUUAAACAAUGCAUUGAUGUUGUUGUUCAACACAAUAACUGACAGAAGGUUACAUGCAGGAAUCAUUGACAAGCUUCCACAUCUCUGCGUGGAUUUCUCAGCCUGUUUUGCUUUGCAGAGUGUGCUUCGGCCUGAGUGCUGACAUGGAGCCCAGCCUGAGGGAGCUUCAACAACAACAAAUGGCCAAGGAGGUUAACUCCAGCAUCUCCGUCCGCUUUCCUGCUUUCUACUUAGAUAAUUACCACCUAACAUCGGGUAACGUUCUGCAGAGCUGCGAGGGAGACCAGGUGGUCCCUUCCUCCCAGAGAAGAGACCGUCAGAAAGAGGCCAAGCCCCUCCCGCCGCUGCCUGACCCUGAAGACCUUCUGUCGGAUGAAGCUGCAGACAGUGAGGUUGAAUUCUUUACCAGCGACCGCCAGCCUCUCCUGCCCAAAAGCUGCCCAAAGGCAAUAACUGGAGGGAGCUACAAAGACUGUGGUCAGGUAAAUCACGCCUACCAGGGGAGCUUACUGGGGAUCAGGGUUGCUGGAAAUGACUCCAUCGCUUUCUCUUGGCCAAGCAGAGAGGACAGACCACUGGGUAGAGGAAGCAGAAUUGCAGCAAACAACUUUAACUUUGGGUACUUUUCUCAUGCAAAAAGAGACAACCAGGAUGAAGUGUUCCCUUUUGGAGACAAACAGUCAGAACAACCUCAAUCAUCAUUCAGAAACCGACUUUCCUGUCCUCCUCAAGCCCAUAUGAACUACCAGCCUACAUCCCCGGAAAAACCUCAAAUCCCACCUCGUAUCCCCAUCCCGCCUAAAUCCUCUGCUCUCACAAAGCCAGUAAGCAACAACGAGGACGAAAAGCCCCCCAAAAUCCCUCCAAGGGUCCCUUUGGUCCCACCCUGCCCACCACGCACUCCGAGCCCCAAAAGCCUCCCAAUUUAUAUCAACGGAGUGAUGCCUGUCACACAGAGUUUUGCUGCUAAUCCAAAUUAUGUGAGUAAGACUUUACAGAGACAGCAGAGUGAAAGGGCACCGCCAGCUGCACAGUUUUCUCCCUGUAUCGUUCCCAUUUUGAAGGAUGGCAAACAGGCCAGCGCCACACAUUACAUUCUGAUGCCGCCGGAGCGGCCCGCUCACACCGAGAGACGGGGGAGGCUCCUGAGUGAGCCCAACAGGCCAGGAUGUGUCUGGCAGAAAAGAUAGAAACCUUCCAAUGGACACAAAACAGUGACUGACAUUAGGCAUGGGCCGGUAGGAGAUUCUCAUGGUAUCAUUUUUUUUUUAAAAACACAGUUUUGUGGUAUUGAUAACAAAAUAUCAUAAAUUUAGUUUCUGUACAAUUUAGUUUUAUAAACUUCUUGUGCAGAAAUAAUAUCCAUUUUUGCCAUUCUGCCCUUCAUAGAGUAACACUGGGAGACUACAAAGCUGACAUCAGCUGUUUAUUUAGCCGGGCAGUGUACCAUGGUUUCUAAUACAUUUUUCAAGUAUUAGCUUUUAACUGCUAAAAUAGUAGUCCUAUAUGUAGGUUCUACAAAUGCUGAAACCAACGUCCAAUUUUUAAGUGUGGUUUAGCAUCAUUUCACUGCUUUUGAGGAAUCUGGACUAUGAAAAAAUUGGAAGCAUCCUAAAAUACAAGGAAGAUCUUCAAAGCACAAUUUGUAAACUUAUAGGAUUUUCAUCUUUUACAAGUUUGAAGACGAGAGAAUAGUUUGGAAAAUCAAACUUUUUCCAAACUCACAUUUUUUUUUUUUUUGUCAUUAGAUAAGACAAAUUUUCAGAUAACAUUUCAGAAAUUUCCUUAAAAGGGGUAAGAUGCACAUCAUAACUGACGUAAUUUUUGCUACUAGUUCAUUUGCAAGGCAAAUGUUUAGUAGCCUCUUUUCAGCCAGCUAACUGGCAGUGCAAAGCAACAGCUAGGAGAGGGGGGAGUGCUGCAUUAUUUAAUACUCCAGAUAGAAUAAAUUCUGGUCACUCCAGCACUUUCUCUGGAAUCUCAUUAAAAGGACUUUAAACCGCAAGAACGUUAUGACCGGUUUGGAAGCCGUAACUUUUUAAAACCGAGGUAAACCUUGGUACCAGCGCUGGCCCAUGCCUGCCUGACAUCUUUAAUGUCCACACAAUACACUGCUGUACUUAUGUUCAUUUCUGUUACUCAUUUAUUUUAUUUUGUUUCACUGUGAUGUUUUUGACUGAAUAUCUUACCGGUCAGUAUUUUUAGAGGCAUUUUUUUUACUGUUCACCCUAUGACAAUUAAAGUACAGCACUCAGUAUUAGAGUAUUUCCCUAGUAGUGCAGGAAAAAUACUUACCUCAUGGAACAGUUUUCACUAAUAAGUAUUUCUCAAUAAAUUGCAAUAUCAGUUAUUUCAGAAACUUAGUUUUAAAAAAUAAAACCAUAUCCAUCACUUGGCACAGAGUGAUAUAUUUCAGGUGUUUGUUUCUGUUCAUUGAGAUGAUCCUGGCUUACGGUUAAUGAACACUCAGUAUUCAGUUUCUCAGGAUUUUACAUCAGACCAAUAGGUAAAAGAUUUUUAAUACUUUCCAUUGGUGUGACUCUUUUUGCAGUGACUUUAGCUACAGUCCACACUUUAUUAAUCUCCCUAAAAUCCAUAAAUGGGACUUCCUCUCAAGGCUGUGGGUUUCCUUGCUACAUGUGGACCUUUUGCUAACGUACUUUUUCCAUCCACUCAACUUUCUGCUAGUAUACUUGCAUAAAGCACUCUGGGAAAAGCCAGCUUCUUUAGUGAUGACCGUUUGUGGCUUACUCUCCUUGUGGAAGUAGGCAUUCUUCCUUGUGAUUGUGAAGGUCAUAACAAGAUAUUUAUAAAUUAAAGCAUUUUUAUAUAGUUUUAUGUAAUAUUCUUAUCUGACAAAUCUAUUAGUGGUUUUAAUUAACUGUAAGCUAUAAUUAUCAAAAUAAAAAAGGGGUUAAAUAAACAUUUAAAAUAUAUCACUAUGUGAUGAAUCUGUUAAUUACCUUUUGAACCAAAUAACUGAAAUAAAUGAGCUAUUUAAGGAUAUUCUAUAAUGUUAAGAUGUACUUUUCCUGUAGUUGUUUAUGUGUGAUCACUGAGUAUUGUUUUAUCCUGUUUUAAUGCCACUAAAAUCAACCUGAAAUAAUACUGUUUUUCUUAAGAGAGCAAAUAAUUAAAAGGAACAAGCUGGGCUUGUGCCUGUAUGCUGAUUGUACAAGUUGUUUUUUAUGAUUUGUAUUUAUAAGUAAUAUUUUGCCAAAUCAUUUCACACAUUUGGAGUUAUGGUAAAUGUGACAAUUAAGGGUACGUUUAGUAAACAUUACCUGUGGAGCUACAGAAAUAUUAGCUGUCAUAUUUUCAGAUUUGGAUUUUGGAAACGGGGUUUCUUAUUUCUAAUCUUUAACAGAUUUUAACAUGUAACAAUCUAACUUGUUGUAUUUUGCUGCAUUAGCUUCCAACUAGCGCAUAUUCUACUGAAAGGUUCAGACAUCUGAAGAGAAAAAUCUUCACCUAAAGUUUAAACGAAGUUAAAAUGAGGAAUCACUGCAUUUAAUUUUAUUUUACAAUAUACUUCUUUCUACAUAUUUCCUAGUUCUCCAGGUUUAUUGUUCUGACAAACGAGGUAUGUUUAGCUCUAAUCAGCUGUCACAUUUAGGAUAAUCAUUUAUUCACAUUUGUAAAUUAAUGUUAACAUCUGUUUAGUUGAAAAGUUAACGGUCCAUGUUGGAUUUAUUUUGUAAAGAUCUGUGGAUGGAGAUGAAAUCACGUUACGUUUACACUGCUGAAGUUCACUCAUGUUUACAACCUUUGUUACACCGACUUCAUGGAAGUUCUUAUGAAGGUUCGACAUGGAUCUGGGCCCUAGAAAGGCUGCAGAUUAUAAUAUUGUUUUAUGUUAUAUUUAAUUAAAUAAAUAACUUAUUCAUUG
Molecule: messenger RNA, 4292 nt
Organism: Girardinichthys multiradiatus
Lineage: Eukaryota; Metazoa; Chordata; Actinopteri; Cyprinodontiformes; Goodeidae
Product: ERBB receptor feedback inhibitor 1
Exons: 2
Coding region: 457-1593 (378 amino acids)
Biological process (GO): regulation of keratinocyte differentiation; negative regulation of epidermal growth factor receptor signaling pathway
Cellular component (GO): extrinsic component of cytoplasmic side of plasma membrane
Source: RefSeq, a predicted model, not a curated record